This is a messenger RNA of Linum tenue, 1910 nucleotides long. Lineage: Eukaryota; Viridiplantae; Streptophyta; Magnoliopsida; Malpighiales; Linaceae. The record is from the annotation of a GenBank genome assembly.
AUCUUUUGUAAAAAAAAAAAAAAAAUGGUGAAUGUGGCAGUCCAGUCUCCACCUAAACCCCUCUCUCAACCUUAACCCCAAAAGCCCUCGCGACGCGUCCACAGUUCAACUCCCGCAACUACCGCCUGCCGGAGGGCGACUUCGGUUGCCGUAGUACGUACUACUUCUGCCGCCGAUAUUUGAAUAAGUGACCGCACUAGGGGGACACUGGCGAUUGAGAGAUUAAUUUCGUUGACGCAUCAAAUCAAUGCGGAAGAACAUGCUCACCAUUCUUGCACAACCCCUCUUCUUGUAUAGGAUUCCCGUCUUGCCAAUAAAAAAGCAGAACAGUGUCACAUCCAUCCCCGUUGGCACUCCCUGGAUUAUGCCUCUCUUUGCUUGCAUAACAGAGGUUUUAAGUAACUAUAAGCAAGUUUCUACCCAGAUAUCUCCAGAGGAUGAGGAGUUCAGAGAUGAGAACUGGUAUCAAAUUCUCAAUGCUAUAGAAAAUGCUCCAAUGUCUGCCAGAGAAAUAUGCAGCUCCCAAAUUAGCAAUCUAUGCGAGUCUGGAAAUCUUUCUGCCGCUGCUAGAUUGCUUCAAUUCUUAAGGGAGAGAAACAUUUUUACCGCCCCAAACUUGUACAAUACCCUCAUGGAAGUAGCAGGUCGAAGAAAUGAUGUUGAAAUUUUGUGCCAGGUCUUCAAAGAUCUAAUUCUGUAUUGUAAAUCCCUUCCCUCAACUUCUUAUCUUACUCUAGCACGGGCUUUCUCUAGGAUAAACGAGCCUCUCUGUUUACUUCAACUUACCACAGAAAUUUCGGAGCUAAAAUAUCCAAGCAAUACUGUAGUUCUGAACAGACUCAUCUCUGCCUUUGCUGAGUGUGGCCAGUCGGAUAAAGCCCUUAUGAUAUUUUAUAAGAUAAAGAGUCUGAAGUGUGAGCCUGAUCUGGUCACCUACAAUACUAUCAUGGAUAUGCUAGGUCGUGCUGGUCAGACUGAUGAAAUGCUCAACAAAUUUGCCUCUUUAAAGGAUGCAGGGAUUAUCCCGGAUUUCGUGUCUUUCAAUACGAUAUUGAAUCACUUAAGGAGGAAGGGGAGGCUGGAUUUGUGUUUGGUAUACUUAAAGGACAUGUCAGCUAUUGGAAUUCAACCAGACUUACUCACUUAUACUGCUUUGAUUAGUAGUUUUGGACAAUCAGGAAACAUUGAGGAAGCGUUUAGACUCUUCAAUGAGAUGAAGACGAGACAGAUCCGCCCUUCUGUUUAUGUUUAUAGGUCACUAGUUAACUGCUUGAAGAAAAUGGGGAAGCUAGAGUUGGCAAUGACCAUACUAGGGGAGAUGAAUGCAUCUACAGGGAAUCUUGCCGGUCCAAAGGAAUUUAAGUGGAAAGGAAGAUAGAUAGGAACUAAAUUUUCUAUUUGGUUGUUCUGGGUUAUGGUUUGAUCUGAGUUCCUUAGCUUCAUCAAUUUUGCUGCCUAAGGAUAGAGGCUCAGCUUUUUUGAAUGCUUGGCUAGAUACUGCCAGUGGUAGGAGCUAGGAAAAACCUCACGUAACUCCCAGUUCAUGCUAUGACCCUUGGGGACACUGCAUUUUGUGGUUGCUUGUUUCUCAGCUGAAGCAACACCUCUUGAACCAUCCAUACUUCCCAGGCUUGCCCAUGGUAGUCGUGAAACUAGAUGAAGCAAUGCAAAGAGCAAACACUUGAGAGAUUGAUAACCCGGUUCUUCCAUAUGUGAAGUACUUGGCAGUUGAAAACAUUGUUCACAUUGGCCUUCCUGAUGUCCCCGUCAAGAUUUCUGCAGUCACAGGCACGUCAUUAGUGGGUAUUAAUGUUUGCGUGCUUUAUUUGAUUGGAAAUGUAUGAACACGAGAUUAAUGGACUUGAUGGUGGUGGUGUGUGGGGACAAAAUCCUGGUAUUCAUUUUAAAAG